Molecule: messenger RNA, 1932 nt
Organism: Aspergillus alliaceus
Lineage: Eukaryota; Fungi; Ascomycota; Eurotiomycetes; Eurotiales; Aspergillaceae
Gene: ugd1
Product: UDP-glucose dehydrogenase
Exons: 3
Coding region: 1-1932 (643 amino acids)
Biological process (GO): polysaccharide biosynthetic process; glycosaminoglycan biosynthetic process
Cellular component (GO): nucleus; cytosol
Molecular function (GO): NAD binding; UDP-glucose 6-dehydrogenase activity
Source: RefSeq, a predicted model, not a curated record
AUGGACAUUCCACGUUCUCCACUGGGCACUUCAGAAGGGAGCUUGGGUGAGCACUCAACGCCUCCUACAACUCCAGCUUCGAGUCCAUUAUUUGGUGCCUCCAAGGUGGAGGAGCUUGUCUCGUUCGGCCUCCCGCAUCCCUCACCCACGUACGAUCUUGACUUCGAGCCCCCAAAGGUUCAGAACAUCCCCAGCAUCUCUACGCUACGGAAACCGCUUGUCGAAAACGUCUGCGUGGUGGGCGCAGGGUACGUAGGUGGACCAACCGCUGCAGUUCUCGCUCUAUAUAACCCGUCAAUCACCGUUGAAGUCGUAGAUCGAGAUCCUCGUCGCAUUCAGCAAUGGAAGUCGCCACAUCUCCCCGUCCACGAACCAGGCUUGAACAAUGUCGUCCGUGUCACGCGGGACGGAGCAGAUAUCGCGACCCUAGAUUCUCCUAUGUCUACCAGCUCCACCUAUUUGAGGCGACGUCCCAAUCUGCGCUUUACCUGUGACGCAGCCGGCAGCGUCUCUCGCGCCGAUAUAGUCUUCAUGGCAGUAAAUACACCAACCAAGACCUUUGGGCUGGGUGCUGGGCGAGCCACCGAUAUGACAGCCGUCGACGCGGCUGUGCGAGAGAUCGCACUGCAUGCGAGACCGGGUACGAUUAUCGUGGAGAAGAGCACGGUGCCGUGUGGUACUGCUCAGCGGAUCCGACAAAUUUUUUCCGCGCUUCGACCAGGGCUGCCCUUUGAGGUUCUCUCCAAUCCAGAAUUCUUAUCUGAAGGCUCAGCUAUUGACAAUCUCGUCACACCUGAUCGUGUCCUCAUCGGAUCAUCAGGAACACCGGCGGGGCAGCGUGCAGCAAGCAUGCUCGCUAGUAUAUACUCCACGUGGAUACCUGAAUCGUGUAUCAUCGAAAUCAACUCGUGGUCCUCUGAGCUUGCCAAGCUAGUAGCCAACGCCAUGCUCGCUCAACGAAUUAGCAGUAUCAACUCCAUCAGUGCUAUCUGCGAGAGAACCGGGGCCGAGAUCGACCAGGUAGCUAAGGCGGUCGGUAUGGACGCGCGGAUUGGCUCUCAGUUCUUGAAGGCAGGUCUAGGGUUCGGCGGAUCGUGCUUCCGGAAAGAUAUUGCCAGCCUAACGUAUCUGGCGGAAUCAUUGGGGCUGGAGGACGUCGCCCACUACUGGAACCAGGUGAACGUCAUAAAUGAAUUGCAGCGGAACAGAUUUGCCAGAAGGGUGGUUGAUAAAUUUGAGGGUAAUUUGCAGGGUCGGAAGAUUGCCCUGCUUGGUUUUGCGUUUAAGAAGAACACGGGAGAUACGCGUGAGUCUCUGGCGGUCGAUGUUAUUCGGCUGCUGAUGGAGGAGCGGCCGAUGGAGGUUGUGAUAUAUGAUCCUUACUGUCAGGAGGAGGAUAUUGUCCGGGAGUUGGAGGGGCUGAGCCAUGUUUUGGAUAAGGAUAGUGGUACGGUCAAGGUUCUCGCAGAUCCCUAUUUGGCUUGUUCUCAGGCACACGCAGUUCUGGUGUUGACAGACUGUGACCAGUUCCGGAAUGUCUCAGACAAGUCGCGGAGUCGUUCUCUGGUGACACAUCAGCCUGUUAUCAAAUCGGACCAGGGGGUAUAUGAUAGCCUAGCGGAGGUGAUCAUGGCGCCUAUUCAACCAGAAGAGGAGACCUGGACGUUCAAUAAGGUGUCCUACCGUCUUGCGCCGCAAGAGGCCUGUGCCGCUGAAUGUCCGUCUUGCCGCUCGGGGUCCAGUCGACCUGUUACAAUUGAGCCACUGGAGUGGGCGCGCAUCGCGUACAAUCUAAAAGAGCCCAAAUGGGUGCUAGACGGACGGGGAUUCUUAGACGUGCGAGAAAUGGAAAGAUUAGGAAUCCAACUAGAUACCGUUGGACGACAGCCUGGCAGCGCAGUCUCGACCAGUUCCAACGGCGUUGGUCUCUGA